This is a messenger RNA of Acanthopagrus latus (yellowfin seabream), 6809 nucleotides long. It is a transcript of the gene kcnc2, whose product is annotated as potassium voltage-gated channel, Shaw-related subfamily, member 2. Bases 691 to 2487 code for a protein of 598 amino acids. Gene Ontology annotation, biological process: protein homooligomerization; potassium ion transmembrane transport. NCBI's taxonomy places the organism in Eukaryota, Metazoa, Chordata, Actinopteri, Spariformes, Sparidae. Gene Ontology annotation, molecular function: delayed rectifier potassium channel activity; protein binding. The transcript has 4 exons. Gene Ontology annotation, cellular component: neuronal cell body membrane; dendrite membrane; axon. The record is from RefSeq and is a predicted model, not a curated record.
AAACACCUCUGUUGUCAGUUGGGUUUGUUGUUGAAAUGAAAUGAAAUUUCGUUUCCAGUCCGAUCAUUUCUCAGCUCUCCUCGUGUCGGAGCUGAUUCAUUCCCCUCAAUCCAACUUCUCCUCAUUUCCCAAAGCUGAGAAAACGACAGUGUUACCAAAACAGACGUGUGUAAUCUGUGUGUGUGACGGCGAGUAAAGAGCCGACAGUACUUUUUUUUUUUUUUCUGUCUUUCUGUGAAAGGAACGUUACAUAUGUUGGGAGUAACGAGCCCGACGCUGACGAGCGGGCUGUGCGUCUUGGAGAGGGCAGGGACGCCGGAGACGCGCACACGGCAUCAGCAUCAGCGCAGUCUGUUUGGAGCCACCGGUUGAGAUCAUUCAACACUCCCGACUGUCUGAGCGGGCUGUGGGAUACAAAUCGACGACCUCCGUCUCAGCCGAACCCCCUCCUAAAACCCGAGCAAACGAUGGACAUCCUCGUCGCCCCCUUAAACAGCCACGAAAGCGUCGGAUGAGUGAAAUCGGAGAUGCUGCGCACCAGGAUCCUGGAGCUCCUCUGAACAGGGCUGUGUGUGUGUGUGUGUGUGUGUGCGUGUGCGUGUGUGUGUGCGCGUCGGGCUCGCCGUUUACCUCCGGACUGCACUCGCCAACUUCCCCCGCUUUCCAUCGAGUCAUGUCUGAUACAGAGCGAUGGGCAAGUUUGACGACAACGAGAGGAUAAUCCUCAACGUCGGGGGCACCAGGCACGAAACCUACAAGACCACCCUGAAGACCCUGCCGGGGACGCGACUGGCCCUGCUCGCCUCCGACUCGGACAUCGACUCCGUGCUGGAUCAGCUGCAACAAGUCCCCGGCUUCAUCGAGUACAACGCGCGGACCAACGAGUACUUCUUCGACCGCCACCCGGGCGUAUUCGCCUACGUGCUCAACUACUACCGCACCGGGAAACUCCACUGCCCGGCGGAUGUGUGCGGACCGCUGUUCGAGGAGGAGCUCUCCUUCUGGGGCAUCGAUGAGACGGACGUGGAGCCCUGCUGCUGGAUGACAUACCGCCAGCACCGGGACGCGGAGGAGGCGCUGGACGUGUUCGAGCUCAACGUGGACAACGGGGACGAGGACGACGAGAUAGGGAAGAGGCUCGGCAUUGAGGACGUGGCCGCCGACGGGAACGUCAGCCUGUGGAGGAAGUGGCAGCCGGUGAUCUGGAAUCUAUUCGAGGAUCCCUACUCCUCCCGGGCGGCGAGGUUUAUUGCCUUUGCGUCUUUGUUCUUCAUCCUUGUCUCCAUCACCACCUUCUGCUUGGAGACUCAUGAGGCUUUCAACACCAUCAUCAACAAGACUGAGCUCAUGCGGAAUAGCAGCGUGCCGGACUCAGGCCCGCAGUAUGAGAUCGAAACUGACCCUGCGCUCACCUACGUGGAGGGUGUUUGUGUCUUCUGGUUCACCAUCGAGUUCCUGGUGCGUGUGACCUUCUGCCCGGUCAAGUUGGAGUUUGUAAAGAGUGUACUCAACAUCAUCGACUUCGUUGCUAUCCUGCCCUUCUACUUGGAGGUAGGGCUCAGUGGCCUUUCUUCAAAGGCUGCCAAGGAUGUGUUGGGUUUCCUCAGGGUGGUGCGCUUUGUUCGUAUCCUGCGUAUCUUCAAGUUAACACGUCAUUUUGUGGGGCUAAGGGUGCUUGGCCACACAUUACGGGCUAGCACCAAUGAAUUCCUGCUGCUCAUCAUCUUCCUGGCAUUGGGAGUGUUAAUUUUUGCAACCAUGAUCUACUACGCCGAGCGAAUCGGCGCCAAGUCCAAUGACCCAACUGCCAGUGUCCACACCAAGUUCAAGAACAUCCCCAUUGGCUUCUGGUGGGCUGUAGUAACCAUGACAACAUUGGGCUAUGGCGACAUGUAUCCAGAGACCUGGUCAGGCAUGGUCGUGGGCGCAUUGUGCGCCUUGGCUGGUGUGCUGACGAUAGCCAUGCCUGUGCCUGUUAUUGUCAAUAACUUUGGGAUGUACUACUCUCUGGCCAUGGCCAAGCAGAAGCUGCCCAAAAAGAGGAAGAAACACAUCCCUCAGAUGGUGCAGGGAGGGUCCCCCACCUACUGCAAAGCUGAUCUCAACACUACCUGCAACAGCACUCAAGGUGACCUGUGCCACCACAAAGGGAGCAGGGUACUAGAACGCAACCGCUCAGUGCUGUCAGCAGACUGCAGCGGGGGCAGUGACCUGACCAUGUCUCCAGAGGAGAGGGUCCCCAUGCGAAGGUCCAGCACCCGGGAACAGGACCGCCGGAGCGGGGGGACGUGCUUCCUGCUCGCUGCUAGUGACUACUCCUGCCCGACAGAUGGUGGGCUAAGGAAAACAGGCUAUGAGAAAUCCCGGAGCUUAAACAACAUAGCGGGCUUGGCUGGUAACGCCCUGAGGUUGUCUCCCGUGACCUCGCCCUACGGAUCGCCCUGCCCGCUGCGGCGCUCUCGCUCCCCUAUCCCCUCCAUCCUGUGAGACGUCCAGCCCCUGGGCCACUUUCGGCCCAAACCGCCCCACAUCCCACCCCCAGACAAACCACCUCCCUUUGGUAUUAUAUCGGAACUUUGUUCUAGAUAUUGUGACUAGUGGAUAAGUACUUAACUUUGUAGCUAAGACUGAUGUUAGCAGCUUGGGCUGCCUGAGCAACUCCUCUCUUCCCCCCCCUUUUCCUCGAAGGUACAUGUGCUUAGCUUACAUCCUUAAGUAACUAGUCGGUUCUCCUGUGUCACUUUCCUUUAGUCGGAUGUUGUCAUUCUUUGAGACUUGCAAUAAAAGAACUCUCGACCAAUGGCUUCAGAAGUAGCAGCCAUAACAUUUCAUAAAGGACAAAUAAUUAAUCAGGGAUAUUAGAUGUCGCUAUAUUUAGAUACCUUAAAAAAAAUUAAAAAGACGUGCUUCCAACUUAACAAAAAGAAGAAAGAAAGAGAGAUGUCACUUCAUUUUUAACCUCACACGACUGUGACUUUGUCUUUUGUUUUGCUACUUUGUUUUUUUUUUCGGGACGGAGAUGGAAGGGACGGGCGUCGGGACGGAGGAUCUGUCUUUCAGGACUGUUUUUUUUUUUUUUUUUCUCGACUCACACGAGCACACACGUACAGUCAGUCACUUGUCACCCAGUCAGUCACUGCCGGGCCUGCUCAUUUCCUUGCAUGGAUCAUCCUGUAACCAUCGUCUGCAAGCAAUGUGGAGAGGGGAGGAGGGACAAGCAGACAGUGAGGAGAAGAAGAUACAUGCGUAUAUAUCUAAAUAUAUAUCUGAAAGAGUACUUUUUUAUUUAAUGUUAUUAUGUUGGGGUUUAGGGGGCUACACUCGACAUGUAUUGUGUCUCAUUUUGCCAUUCGCCAACAAUCCACCUAUAGGAGACUCAAAGCAAAGAAAUUCCAUCCGGACGUUCAUUUUCUCUCUGCACGUAUGCUGCUAUUUUGCAAUUAACGUUCUCCCCCACUUCCUUUAUGGUUUUUCUUUUUUUUUUUCUUCCUUUGAUGGAGUGCCACCAAAGUGCUGUUUUGUCUCUGGUUGUUUGCUCACAGAAAACUGCAAAGAGGUUGUCUUUACUGGUUUCACACAAGCAGAGAGCAGUGUUCUAUCUUAAUGGCUUGAGUGGGGGAAAGCACCACCGUGGCGGAAAGGUAAACCUUCUGAGCGGGGGCCCGCGUUGCCAGCGCGUAACCCUCUCACCUUUUGGUCCUGAAUGUAUUCAUCAGCGUGUGUGUGUGUGUGUGUGUGUGUGUGUGUGUGUGUGUGUGUGUGUGUGUACUCCAACGGGGGUCAUCCAAUAAUCCUAAGAAGAGAUACCUGCUGAGACAAGCGCAGACAAGCAUGCACUCUUGAUGGCACCAUUAAAGACGCUGCUUGUAGCAUUUUAAUCAGCGGAUAAUUACCACACUAAUGUCGAGACCGAAGGAUAAUUAAUGUAAGCAAACGACACUGUCUGUAAUUUUGCAUCACAUGCCGCCAGGUUUGGCUUUGAAAUUUGCAUGAUUCACACCGCGAGAGCAGAUUUGUUUGUUUGUCCGGAUACGUGACUUUUUCUCCACUUCUGCUCUUUUUAACGGCACAGUUCACGCCUGAUAUGAGCCGCCACCAAGGGCUACUCACUGCUCCCAAACCCCCCAACCAGACAGACUAACCUGAACCCCCUUAGAACAGUUCUCAUAUCAAGUCUCAUAUUAAAGGUGCAAUAUGUAAGAAUUUCCGUGAAACAAACUUAAAUGAAUGAACUUAAAUGAUCCACAGAAUGUGGAAAUCACAUUUUUUAGUUAAUGUGUUCCGCUGUGUUCCAGAGACCCACUGAAGUUAGCAUGCUAACCAGCUAGCUCCAGUCUGUGUCAUUCCAAAGCUCCUUUGCAAGCAAUAUAAACGGCAAACACUCCCCUGGUGCCCUGAGCUCCCAGUCUGGAGCACCACAUGCAUGGCUAACCGAGCUAACUGGCUAACAGCAUCUACAGUUAUCAGCAGUUAGUGGUUACUCUAGUGAUAUGCCAUCAUGAGUGAAUUAUGCAGGUGGCAAGUUCUUACUUAUUGCACCUCUGAACUGAACAAGUCGUUUCCUUGUCAUUCAUUUUUCUUUCUUUUUUUUUCUUUUUUUUUUACGACAGACAUAACUUGCCUCCAUGCACCAACAGGUGUGGGACAGCAGACAUUACCAUGCAGCGACGUACCUCACCCAGUAUGUCUAUACCAGUAGCAGAUGGUUGCUUAGCAACUGGCUCGCAGCUAGAUGCAUCUUGCACAUAGCUCGGCAAAAAGUCAAACAAUUAAAAAGAAGAGCUCUCGCAAACAUUUUCUCUUUGUCUGCGCACCAGAUUAUUGAAUCACCCCCACUUAAAGCACUGCUAUAUACAGUGGAGCUUUUAUAAUUCUGGACAUUUGCUGAAAGAGCACCAUAGAUUUGUACAUUGUUGUCAUGCAUAUAUUGAAAAAACAGCCAGUGUGCUUGGCAAGUUCUUCUGAACUGAUGCUCAACUGAGACGGAUUAUGCAUUUCUGAUAUUUAGAGAUGUGUUUAUAUUUUAUUUAGACAAGUCAUUUCCUAUUUGAAUGACGGUGGGAUAAGUCAUCAGUAUGAGGACCUAUUGCAGUGGGAGGACCCCAUUUGGAGCCACAAGGCCACUCCUGCAGGACAAUAUGGACGAGGAGGCACGCAAAAAAAACCAUUGACUGUCAGCCGCCCAGACGGUGGCUCAGUGAGCGGGAGAGGAAACUCAACGAUCAAAAAGGAAAUCUUCGGAGGACACUGGAUAAGCGUUUAUCUUUCCCUGGUUUCUCUUUUUGUUUGGGAACUGUGGAGGGGAGGGGGAAAAAAAAAAAAAAAAUGAGAGCAGAGAAAAACUGGACACGUCCGUAAAGAGAGACUAUCUUGUAUAGAUAUUGCUCCUGUAAAUAAAACAACACAGCACAUCUGGGCCAAGCGGCUCCGUCCUCACAUCUGUCUUUUGAUGGCGAGUCGGGUAACACGGUGGUCGGUCGCUAAGUCGCGCCGUGACACUCGACAUCAAUCACUUUUCUUGCCGUGGUAUCCCUCCUCGCAAUAAGUGUAUUAAGAUGUAUCAGUUGAGGCACUUUGUGUUCUAAAAAUGGAGUGUAUUCCUAUAUGAAAUUCUACAUACAGUAUAAGCAGUAUACAGUAUAGAGAGACAAAAACGUGCUAAGUUGAAUAAAUGUGACACUAUGGUCAUCUCUGCUUUACGUUUCCCUUGGUAAUUUUCAGUAGGUUAAUGGCUCUGCUGUGUGUGGUAAUGUGUGUGUGUGUGCGAGCGCGCGUGUGUGUGUGUGUGUGUGUGUGUGUGUGUAUCUUAAAGACUCCAGGGUAAGAUCUGCAGUUUUGAAAGUGAGUGGACACCGAUGAGUGGACCUGAUGAUGUCACUCUUCCAGUUAGCUCUAGCACAAACAUGAGGGAGACAGAGCCCCCCCAUCCCCCCCAGCGAUGCAGCCGCCAUUGUAGAAGUCCCCCUCCUCCCGCCCGCCCGCCCGCCGCACAUCGUAACAUGCAACUACCCUGCAUUAGUGCUGCAGAUGUGUGCGUCUCUUCACAAACCAAAAUUAUUCUUACCACACUAUUCCUCAUAACACCUGGUGGCUAAAAAGAAAAAAAAAAAAAACUGCAUAACUUGAUUCUUCCAAACUUUUCCCCCCUCGUGGGGGUCGGAGCAAAAGUGUAGCAGAAGUUUACCAAGUUAUCAAGCGGGACUUCUAGAACGGCUACGUCUGCACAGUAGCAACCCCCGUGUACCCAAAACAAUCAGAUCGGAUUUGCAAUAAAGCACCCGAAAAAAAAAAGACCUAUAAAGCGCCGAUCCACACUGUGAUUUCAGCAGCCCGUUUUAAAAACAAGACAAGGAAAAAGAAGACGGUAAAAUGCGGCUCUCAAAAAAAAAAAAAAGCCGCCAGUAAAGGACUGGCAGGUGGCACAACGUCUGUGACAUGACGCGAAAACCUGCGCAGCCGUCGGCUAGCUGUCAAGCGUCACCCUGUACCCACAAUCCUCCUCGUGUAGUACACACGCUGCUUUACUCUUUGAAUUGACAAAGGGGUUACCGUUCUUUGUGUAUUUUUAGGAUGACGUUGUGACUUGAGAAAAAAAAAAAAAAAAAAAGAAGGAAAAAAAAAAAGUGUUUAUUUUUUUGAAUCCAGAACAUGUAUUUUUGUGUCUUACUGUUGAGUACAUUGCUCUUACCUGUAAAAGUCAUGGUAGUCCGAUGCUGUGCUGUCUCCAUCGUGUCCUCGAACUGUCAGGCUUUUGAUCCGAAGUUUCAUGUUUUGUAUGUUUUACUGUGAGGAGAAAAGAAAAAAAAAAA